GAAAGAAGAAGUGUAAAACUGAAUGCCUUUUUAUUCGCUCUGGGGCAAGAACCAUCAAUAUUCUUGCGGAUAAAAAUCCUAGGUCUGUUCAGGAGAAAAUGAAGAAAGUAACAGACGAUGUGAAGUCUUGGGCUUCAUCUAGAAAGUCAGCAGAGGAGAGGAACAGUCAGUCUACAGGAAAAAGCUCUCAGGGUCAGAGACUUAAACAACUGAUCACUCAUGGGAGGGACAUUCUGGAAAACUCUCUACAGUUUAUUGUCAUCACAAACAAGUGUCAUGUCAGUCAGCUGGAGCAUCUGACUUUUUUGAAAGAGCUUAAAUUGUUUGUAGUCCUUGAUUUUGAUCCAGAGUCCCAAAAGAAUGGAACCUUUAGCUACUAUCGCAAAGAUCGUACGGCUAAUAUACACUACCCACGGCUGUACGAUACUACAGACAACAUCUCUUCAAUUAUUAGCAAACUGAACUUGUUUAAACAGACCAGCUGGGUUUUUUGUAAUGGUCAAGUCAAUGAAACUGAACCAGAUAUGCCUUUCAGCGAUGGUGAAUGGCUAAAAAAAUGUGCACAGAAAAAGAUUUAUUUUAUUUGCAAGCCUGACAUUAUAUCAAAGGAGAAAUUAGUGGUUAUGUUUUUACUCCACUCAACUGUGAAUGACAUCUCUAGCCCAAUCGUUGAGACAUUCUGUGCAGUUUACCAAAAACUUGAAGGGGAUGACAACAUGCUUUGCAUAUGUAAAGAUUUAACAGUAUUUGAACAAUGGAAACAGGUAGUACAAACUCGGUGUAAAAUUGAUAUCACAAGUAAAUGUAUUUAUGAGUUAAGUCUAAAUGAGAUCAGUUGCACCAUUCAAAAAACAAGGGAGCCUCAAACAAGUUCAGUGAACAGAUACCUGCCCUCCUUUGGCUCUAGCUCAGUCCUUCUUACUAAAAAGGAUGAAGCUCAGAUGACAGUCCUUGAAAUACUUGCUGAGAAUGAAUGUGAAAAUACAGAGAUUGAAACAACGGAUUCUUUCCUGCAAUUCAAGAAUAAAACAGAGGAGGAUUUUUACAGAGGUGGCCAAGUGAAAUGGUGGAACUUCUACCUGUCAGAAAGACCAGGGUCCAUUCCAUUCAUAAAAUGUGACAAGUACGAGGAGCUUCACAACCUCAUAACACCAACAGAGGGUUACUCAUCCCCAUGUGUAAUAAUUAACUUGUUCCAUCACUCUGUCUGUGGUGGAACUACACUGGCCAUGCAUGUGUUGUGGAACCUGAGACGAAAAUUCAGGUGUGCCGUCUUGAAAAACAAUUCGGCGCAAAGCAGUGAAAUAGCGGUCCAAGUCACACAACUGCUGACCUAUGGAAAAGAAGAACCAUCAACUUAACUCCUUUUAGUGGAUAACUGGGAAGAUGUUGAAGAUCUACAGCGCUGCAUAGUCUGUGCAGCACAAGAGAAAAAAAAACAGGAGAGUUUGAUGGUGAUCAUCCUUAACUUUGAGAGAUCGCAGUUUCCGAGCGAGAGCUCCAGAAAGAGCAGAAUUGACAAUGUGUUCAUUACCAACAAACUUUCCACAAAGGAGCAGGGCUUUUUCCAGAUGAAGCUGAAGGAACUCAAAGGCCAUCAUGAAAAACCUGAAACAUUCUAUGCCUUUAUGAUCAUGACUAAUGACUUCAGUGAAAAAUACAUUGAAAACCUUGUAUGCAACAUCCUGAAAGACCUUGAUGUCUCAAAAAAAGAAGGACAGUUACUCUCAUUCUUAGCACUGUUAAAUACAUAUGUACAUGGCUCAUGUAUGUCAUUGUCACUAUGCGAGGAACUUGUUGGAAUCAAGAAUCUUUGGAAGCAAGAAACGCUGGAAGAAAAAAUGAAUCUUAACUCAACCUUGCUUAUCUCUUUCCAUGUGGAGGAAUGUGGCACUUAUCAAGCAGUUCGCUUCCUGCACCAAAUGAUUGCAGAAAACUGCCUCAAAGUCCUAAUAAGCAAGCACAAUCUUAAACUGAGUGAAAUAACAACCAACUUACUGCAUUGCAGCCAACUGUACAAAUCUGGUAUGGGCAAAGAUAUACUCAUUCAAAGUAUUCUGAGUAUGCUGAUCACCCGUCAAAGAAAGGAACUUGGAGAUGACAAAGACACUCUCUUUUCUCCUUUGAUUGAAGAAAUGCCUCUGGCAGAGAGCAAAGAAGUUCUAACACUUGCCACAAAAAGAUUUGACAAAAAUGCAACCGUGCCUCAGGCUCUAGCGAGACACUUCUACUGAAAGAGAAAGAUUUCAUCUCUGCUUUGCAAUGGGCACAGGAUGCAAGACAAAAGGAGUACAACUCUUAUAUCACUGACACUUUGGGGCAGGUUUACAAAAGUCAUCUGAAAUUUAUGUUUGAGAGAGAGCAGGAAAACGAACUCACUCCAGAGGACUUAGAGAAAUGUUUGCAGUUGGCUGUCAAGGCCACUAUGGCAUUCAAAGAUUCACAGGAUCUUGCAAAAAAGGACG
Molecule: messenger RNA, 2465 nt
Organism: Labeo rohita (rohu)
Lineage: Eukaryota; Metazoa; Chordata; Actinopteri; Cypriniformes; Cyprinidae
Product: sterile alpha motif domain-containing protein 9-like
Cellular component (GO): cytoplasm
Source: RefSeq, a predicted model, not a curated record